AUGUCUCAAGGCCAGACAAAUCCCAGAUGGACCCUCGAUCAAGCUCGUCGAGAUGUUGAGGCUCUUGGAUCUCGGGCAAGAGGCAGCAUCUCCGUUCCAACACCUUCUUCAGCCUCCCAUACUGCAAAGCAAGUCCUGGUCUUGCUCAUUCCAAGUCCGAUUCAGAAUAUCCUCUAUCCACCAACCGAACCAACAUCUGCUGUCUCACCGAGACCGACAGCAUGGUUAGAUGGCAUGCGCGGUAUCGCAGCAUUGUUGGUCUUCUUCUACCAUCUCUCAUAUUCAACACAUGAUGUCUAUACUGGCUGGAGUGAGGGCUAUCAUGACUAUCUACGCCUACCGUUCAUCAAGGCCUUAUACAGCGGCCCCGCGAUGGUCUCCCUCUUCUUUGUUCUGUCGGGAUACGCUCUUUCAUACAAGCCGGUCAAACAGAUGCGCAGCGGAGAGUAUGACGUACUGUUUUCUGGCUUAGCCUCAUCUGUGUUCCGCAGAGUGGUCCGAUUGUAUCUACCUUGCGUCGCCUCGACACUCGUCAUUGUAGUGCUCAUACGUCUUGGAUUCUACAGCCGUACCUACGAGCUCGCUACCGAUGCUGAUCGCUUGCAGGGUACGCGUGAGCAUCAUGCCUGGCGUUAUGACACCACAACUGAGCAACUCUGGAUCUGGAUCAGAAGUUUUUCGGGUUUCAUGAACCCAUUCAAGGAAACUGGACUUGGAAAGGGCAUUUACAUGGAUGGCCAUCUAUGGACGAUCCCUGUCGAAUACGUAUGUUCAUAA
Aureobasidium vineae is the source of this 777-nucleotide messenger RNA. NCBI's taxonomy places the organism in Eukaryota, Fungi, Ascomycota, Dothideomycetes, Dothideales, Saccotheciaceae. The record is from the annotation of a GenBank genome assembly.